AUGAAGGUAAAGAAGGAUACCGAAUUCGUCUUUACAAAGACAAAAGAAGGCGGUCUAAAAAUGGUUUACGAGGAUAAGGAUUGGGGAACCGUCAAUAAUAAAUGGAUCGCCAAAAACUUCAUUAUGAGUUACUUAGAUCCCAAAGCACCAUCUAGUGAAGCUGCUUUGAUUGAUAUUGCUGAUGGUCUUGAGAGGCUUUUAAAUGAAUCCAAAUAA
Messenger RNA from Mucor mucedo, 216 nucleotides. RefSeq lists its product as uncharacterized. The transcript is spliced from 2 exons. NCBI's taxonomy places the organism in Eukaryota, Fungi, Mucoromycota, Mucoromycetes, Mucorales, Mucoraceae. The record is from RefSeq and is a predicted model, not a curated record. The coding region runs from base 1 to 216 and encodes 71 amino acids.